This is a messenger RNA of Pseudomyrmex gracilis, 962 nucleotides long. RefSeq names its product ninjurin-1-like. The transcript is spliced from 2 exons. Gene Ontology annotation, cellular component: membrane. NCBI's taxonomy places the organism in Eukaryota, Metazoa, Arthropoda, Insecta, Hymenoptera, Formicidae. Bases 133 to 780 code for a protein of 215 amino acids. The record is from RefSeq and is a predicted model, not a curated record. Gene Ontology annotation, biological process: tissue regeneration; cell adhesion.
CUAGUCAGUAGUGUCGUCGCUCAUUCAACAGUUAGUUCUGCGAAAACAACAAAGAACAAGUUUUUCAAACACCUGGUGUUUUGACUUACGGUGAUCCUUGAUCGUGUUUAUUCGGCAAUUCCAGUUUUCAAUAUGAAUACGAAAACCGACGAAAUAUUAUAUCUGGACGAAAUCCAUGACGAAGUGUCAAAGCCUCUGACCGCGUCAAUCACCAAUCUGGAUGCGAUUCCGUCCAUUCACACACGAGCCGGCUUCGCUUCAGACAAUGCCGAAUCAGAAGCGGGCGACCUCGACGAGAAAUUGAAGGACGGAACACCGUCGGCGCCGCCGCUCGGCUUUCAGAGCAGAAAUGGACCGGAUGAACCACCCGGUUUGUUGCCUAACCAGCCCAUCUUCUCGUCAAACGUAACGCUCACCACUCCCGACGUAAACGUUUAUCAGCACAAGAAGACUUUGGCUCAGGGUAUGAUGGAUCUGGCGCUCCUGUCCGCAAACGCGAAUCAGAUGCGCUACAUUCUACAGACAGACGGUCGUCAUCCUUACUUUUACCCGUCGCUCACCAUGAUCAGCAUGAGCCUGUUACUGCAGAUCGCCGUAGGUAUCGGUCUCAUCUGGAACAGCGUCUACAAUGUCAAGGAACACGAGCAGAUGUGCAAGGCGAAUAAAGCAAACAAUUGGACGGUCAUCGGUAUCUUCCUGGUCACGAUACUCAAUGUUUUCAUCUCGUCGUUCAACGUUGUUGAUGAGGUCCCGGGAAUUGCGACGGCAGUUGCGACGUAAUUGUCUGGACUCUUCUUCUUAUCAUACUUAACGCUCUCUAUUCGUUACUAAGUGUGAAUUAUAUUCGAUGUUUCAGAUACAUAACAUAAUAAUUUUCGAUAUUUUUAAUAAUGCGAUAUAUAUUGUUAAAAGUUAGAUUUUUUAAGAUUAGACAAAAGUUUUUUACAAAUAAUAAUUAAUAG